Molecule: messenger RNA, 2849 nt
Organism: Gopherus evgoodei (Goodes thornscrub tortoise)
Lineage: Eukaryota; Metazoa; Chordata; Testudines; Testudinidae
Gene: BCL2L13
Product: BCL2 like 13
Exons: 7
Coding region: 160-1578 (472 amino acids)
Biological process (GO): regulation of apoptotic process; apoptotic process
Cellular component (GO): mitochondrion
Source: RefSeq, a predicted model, not a curated record
UCUGUAAUUUAGGGCAGCUGGGAGCAACGCGCGCACGCACAGGUUGGAGGCAGUGCCGCGCGUCCCCAGCCGCCGCCUCGCGAGACUCAGUCUUCCCCUCUUAGCCAGAAGAAAAACUACGUGCACCAUUAACCCUGUGGAGCAUUGCAAGUCAAUCCAAUGGCGUCCUCUACUGCUGUGCCUGUAGGAUUUCACUAUGAAACAAAAUAUGUUGUUCUCAGCUACCUGGGGCUCUUGUCACAGGAGAAGCCACAAGAGCAACAUCCUCCUUCAGCUCCAGGGCCUCAGCAAUCUGUAAUACCACAAGCUUUGGCGAAAGAGGUUCUAGAGAAGCUUAAGACAGAAAUUGAAGAGGAGCUAAAACACCUUGAUGAAGAAAUUUUGGAAGCCUUCACCAGCACAGGGUUUGACUGCCAUACUUCUCCAGUGUUCAGUCCUGCCAAUCCAGAGUGCUCAAUAGAAGAUUGCUUAGCUCAUCUUGGAGAGAAAGUGUCCCAGGAACUGAAAGAACCUCUUCACAAAGCACUACAGAUACUGCUUAGCAAGCCAGUGACUUAUCAGGAAUACCGAGAACGCACUCAGGAGACAGAUGCUCAUGCCAGUGGAUGGAGCAAGGUGUUGGUGCCUCUGGUUCUGCUGCAGCAAUUCCUGAUGGAGCUGACAAAACGAGGCCAGGAGCCAAUCGGUGCACUUUUGCAGUUUGGAGUGACGUACUUAGAAGACUAUGCUGCAGACUACAUCAUACAGCAAGGAGGAUGGGGUACUGUCUUUAGUCUGGAUUCUGAAGAAGAGGAAUACCACGCAAUCAUUGCAGAGGACAGCAAUGACAUCUACAUCCUAACCAGCGAAAACUCUGGACAGGUGAGCCCCCCAGAGUCUCCCACAGUGACUACAUCUUGGCAGUCAGAGAGCCUGCCUGUCUCUUUAUCAGCUAGCCAGAGCUGGCACACAGAGAGCUUGCCGGUAUCUCUGGGACCUGAGUCCUGGCAGCAGGUGGCUAUGGAUCCUGAAGAGGUAAAGAGCUUAGACAGCAAUGGAGGCGGUGAAGAAAGGAGCGAAAAUAACUCUUCCAACUCUGACAUUGUUCAUGUGGAGAAGGAGGAGAUACCAGAGGGGAUAGAGGAAGUGGCAGUGUCAUCGAUGGCUCUGGAGACUGAGACUGCAAAGGAGGGGUUCCUGGAAACGCCUUCUUUGCUGGAGAUGAAGUCUGAAGCUGGGAUUGUGGCUGUUGAAAAAGCAAGCCCCUCUGCACCUUUGCUUACAGAACACGAGGAAGAGGGAGAGGUGGCCGAGGAGUCUGUUGAACCAGAAAUCCCCGUGUUGACUAAACCUGUACAGAAACCAACCCCAACAGAAGAAAAGGCUGCACCAGAACCGGAGAAAAUACUGCCUCCGGAAGGGGAAAUGAAAGUGGGAAAGGAAAGCCAUUCGGAAGAAAUGGAAGAGAAAUCCCCAGCUGGAGAGGAGAAACCCAUCCUGUUGCCAGAAGGCAAAUCUAUAUUGCUGUAUGGUGGGGCUGCUGCAGUAGCUAUUCUGGCAGUGGCAGUGGGAGUAGCACUGGCGCUGAGAAAGAAGUAAUGGGGCUCUCUUGCUGAGGAGGGGGGAGAAAGUGGGAUCCAAAUUUUUUAGUUGCAUUAACUAAAGGUUCAGCUGCCUGCUGUUAAUUGGACAUUGGUAUAACUUAAAUGGUGAUGGGGUGAGGAUAUUUGAUAAGGCUGUGGACAAUCAUGUUUUUUAGUAGAAUUGGAGUGGAGAGUGGGUUUUUUUCCUGAUUAAAGUACAGCGGUAUUUUUAAAAUGUCAUUUCUGCAAAUUUCAGAAUGGAGCGCAGGUGCUGAGGAAAGCGGGUGCUUGUACACUGGAAACUGGAACAGAAAAUUUCAGGGGCAGGAGAGGGCCGGUUGCUGCUAACCCCUGGAAUUUUUAGCUUCCCUAACUGAGCUGCUGUUGCAGCGACCCUGUUUGUCAUUUCCCUUUGUGCCCCUUAGACCCUCUUAAAAACAAACAUACACAAUAAACCAGCCACCUUAAUCCUGUAGUGUGAGGCUGGUCUCCCUUUUCUCAGCUUCCUCUCAGGUACUGCACUGCUCCUAACCACCUAGGUUCCCGCUAAACCUUAGUGGGAGAGUGCUCAUACUAUACCUCUUUUCUCACACCUGUUUAGCCCGUGAUGCUUCCUGAAGCCCCAUCUUGUAAAGAUGCUGCUUCUAUAUAUGUCUCUUCUUUGAGCGCUCUGAUAUUGGUGGGAGAGAUGCACAGGCCACCACCUCUGUGCUAGACGGGAGUGUGGGGGAGAUGCACUACUGUUUGCUCAUCUGAGAAAACCUUUGGCUCCCUCCUGCGCAUCCCACAGAUCAGGCACCAGAGAACAUCUCUCUCAUUUGGGUCACUGCCAUUUUCAUAAAUCUUGAUGCUAGUGCUUAUUCAGCGGAUGAAAUACAACUACCCAGGAUUUAUAAUUAAAUUCAGAACACUGUGAGGCUGACAUCACCUGUGAAAUCAAAGAUUAAAUGGUUGCUUUGUCCUUACCUUGGGCAGCAGUUCUAUAUUUUCUUGCAUGAGUUAAGCACAGAGCGUAUUUAGUCUUAACUCAGCCUUGGUUAUGACAAACUGACAGAAUCCUUGAUAUUCAAAGUAACUGAUGCAAGUAACUAAACCACACAGCAUUAAAUAUUUCCUUUAUUGUUGGCCUGUGGCUUCUGGCCCUAGGGUGAAUGACGUUCUGGGAGCCAGCAUGGUGCAGUUUCGUAAUGCAAGUUUUGUGCACUACGCAAAAGUAAUUGGUAAAUGUUCCUAAAUACUUUGCAGAUUCAAUAAAUGAUAAUAAAGUUACUUUGGAAAAAAAUUCUA